Molecule: messenger RNA, 787 nt
Organism: Sorex fumeus (smoky shrew)
Lineage: Eukaryota; Metazoa; Chordata; Mammalia; Eulipotyphla; Soricidae
Gene: TTC32
Product: tetratricopeptide repeat domain 32
Exons: 3
Coding region: 148-594 (148 amino acids)
Molecular function (GO): protein binding
Source: RefSeq, a predicted model, not a curated record
ACGGGUCUCGCGAGACGACGGGUCCUCCGAGGGUCCAAACCUCGCGCGCGCACGCCGAGCGUCCAGCCGUCGAGUCGAUUCUUCGACGGGCGGCGGCGGCGGCAACGGCAACGGCUGGGGCGCGAACCGCCACCCACCCCGAGCCUCAUGGAGGAGCAGCGGGGCCCCGAGAGCGACGCCACCCUGGCCCGCGCCCAAGCUCGGUUCGAGAAGGGCGACUACGAGGCGGCCGAGGCGCUGUACUCGGCGUAUAUCCGCCAGUGCGUCGGCGCAGCCCCCGGGGGCGCGGCUCCCGGGAGCAAAUGCCGCCCCAAGGAUUUGGCUACCGCAUAUAACAACAGGGGGCAAAUCAAGUACUUCAGGGUUGAUUUCGACGACGCCAUGGAUGACUACACGGCUGCCAUCGAGGUCCAGCCCGAUUUCGAAGUUCCCUAUUACAACAGAGGACUGAUACUGUACCGGCUAGGAUAUUUUGACAGUGCUUUGGAGGACUUCAAGAAGGUCUUAGAUAUAAAUCCUGGAUUUCAAGAUGCCACCUUGAGCUUAAAACAGACUAUUCUAGACAAAGAAGAAAAACAAAGAAGAAAGUACUGAAAAAAAAUGUGAAAAUUUUAAUUGAUCCUUAUACCUGUACCUAAUCAUCUCUAAUUUAAAGUAGACAUUGAAAGUAUUUUAAUUUAUGUUUAAAUUAUCAGCAUUUGUGCUGAGAAAGUAUUUAAUGUAGUUAGUGGUAGAUUGAGAAGCUAUUUAGUGUCGACUAAACAUGCUUUUAAUAAAGUGUACAUAA